AUGCCGGCAGCAAAGAUAGGCCUCUACGAGCUCGUGCUGAGGCAGCUGCAGGAUGACGGGUAGAUACGUAGGCAGGCGCCAGAUGCGACACAGAUCCGGGCAUUACUUGAUCUUCAUGUGUGGUGGCUUGUGUCUGUCUGUUUGGAGGUUCGCUGAUGUGGCGGCCGCGUUGAGCAGCCGGACCCACAUCUCUGCCAACAGCAGUGUGCCUGAUGACCACCUCUUCCAGCUCUACGAGGACAAACUCUUCGCACACGCAUACGGUAUGGUAUGCGAUUCCCACACACAAACCGCUCACCCUUCAGUCUUUCGCGCCUCGUUUCUUGGUCAGGUAAUGGCGCGUCGGCUGCCACUGACGAUGCGGGUGAGCGUCGGUGGGUGCCUGUGCCGACUAGGGCACAGCCGCUGCACACGCCCGGUGCACCUCUCCAGUCCACCGAUACCACCGUCGAGGCCGCCAUGGAAUGCAAGUGAGAGGAUGGCCGGACAUGGUGCAUGCGCAGGGGGAGAGAUCAUGCAACACACGCCUGCCUGCCUGCCGUGUGCAUCCAGGGAGUCGCUGCGUGUUCUGUCGAGCCGCGUCAAGACAGACUGCCUCCACCAUGCACACCAACAGACGGGCGAACGGGUAUAGACACGCAACGCAACCGCAGACACAGAAAGCUACACGGCCACCGUGUGUGUGUGUGGGUGUGGUCAGAGCGGCGUGUCAGUUGUUGUGAGUAACGACGGCCAGUUCGUGGCCAGCAGCGGCUCUGACUGCACCGUGCGCGUUAUGUUCCUGUCGAAGCUCAGGGCCACACGGGAAGCCAGCCCACGACACGAACGACACCACUCAGAGCGGUAAGUGGGGCGGAAGGGACCGGGCUUUGGUCAUUCGCGACCGCGCACACGCAUUUCUCUCGUGUAUGUAUCGAUCAGUGUCUUGACUCGCGUGUACGAGGACCACACCGAGCCGGCGACAUCGAUGGCAUUUCACCCACGAAAGUGAGCCAAUCCAAUCAGACAUCCCAUCCAUCAUUCAGCUGCCAUCCCAUCCACGCUGACGUUUUGUGUGCGGUUCAUUAUUCGUUAAUUAAUGCAUUCAUUCAGGCCCUACCUGUACACGGGCAGCAGUGACCGCACUGUCAAGAUCUUCGAAACCAACAAAAAUGCCCGGAAACAGAGAUCUUCAGGUGCACACGCAGCACUGUACACCUCUUGGGCUGCGUUGCGUUGCGCUGCCUGCAGGGUGUGGUGUCUGUUUGUCGGUGUUGAUGCAGGCGAGAUCCAGGAGGCGUAUCCCAUUCGCUGUAUGGCGAUGCAUCCAUGUGGAGACUUCCUGCUGGUCGGCACGGCUCAUCCAAUCAUCAGGUGUGUGAGGUGCUGAGCUGCUCGCUCGUCCACCUUUCCAUCCAUCCAUGCCCGUUGUUUGCAGGUUGUAUGACGUCAACACGCUCGGGUGCUUUAUUGCCUUUCGGCAAGACCAGCACCACAAGGCAAGACAAUGGCACAUACGACUGACUGCAUGGCAUGGCACCCCACCCGUUCUUGUAUGCGCAUAGGGUCUCAUGUGUGUGUGUGUGUGUGUGUCCAGAGCAGCAUCAACGACCUCCAGUGCACUUCUGACGGCAGUGUGUUCGCAUCGGCGUCGGCUGAUGGCGUCAUACAGGUGAGAAAUGGACAACAAACCGGCCGCAUGCAUCGAUGAGUUAUCAUCUUCCUGCAUCUUAUUCAAUCCAGAUAUGGGAUGCCGUGAGCAAUCGAAGCAUCAAUAGGCUCCCUAACGCGCACAGGUACCGUACGGCAGUAGGCGAGCACCAGGGUAAAGAAAGGCCCAUCAUCCGUCACGUGUCCCGUGCUAUGCUGGCUGGAUGGAUGGCUGGCUGCAGGAGUCUGGCGGUCGAGACGGUGCGGUGGUCCAGGAACCUCACAUACCUUCUGUCCGCGGGAAGGGUAGGCAAAUACCACCACCACAUAGACAGACAGACAGACAGAUGAACGAGGAGCGUGCACAUCUGUGUGUGUUCAGGACGGCCGCACCCGUUUGUGGGACAUGCGCAAGGGCGAGGAGGUGUUCGUCUUCGCCGGCGGGUCGCGCGAGAGCUACUGGCGCAAGUCGAUAUUCCUCUACGAUGAGAGAUACGUCGCAUCCAUCAGCACAGGUGGGUCGGUGGCUGGUUCGGUGGAUGUAAUGAAUGCACCUACCAACACAACCUUCUAUCUUUGUGAAUGCAUAUGUGUGUGUGUGUUUGUAGAUCCGUCAGUCCGUGACGUGCUGCUGUUCAAUGCCGGCACUGGCGAGGCGCUCGCACCCCUGCACGUCUACACGUCAGCCAACCAGUAAGCCGCGCAUACAUACCAUCCGAGCAGACUUCUCGGAAGGGAGACACCAUGCAUGCGGGACGGACCUCUGUGGCUGCAUUGCAUGUCUGGUGUGGGUACGUGCAGGCCUGCCCGAUGCGCGGAUGUGGCUGCCUCACCCACGCAGCUGGCUGUGUCGACUGUCGGAUCAGACGCAAGGUCAGUCAGUGAGUGAGUGAGGCUGCUAUUCAUGAGUUGUCGUGCGCUACAUCCAUGUGCCUUACGGGUGUGCUUGUGCAGGUGUCGGUAUCUGGAGCUGAGCUAUGCCCAAGAUGACCGCAGGACUGACUGA
Messenger RNA from Vitrella brassicaformis, 2635 nucleotides. Lineage: Eukaryota; Vitrellaceae. The record is from the annotation of a GenBank genome assembly.